Molecule: messenger RNA, 1921 nt
Organism: Oryzias melastigma (Indian medaka)
Lineage: Eukaryota; Metazoa; Chordata; Actinopteri; Beloniformes; Adrianichthyidae
Gene: eri1
Product: exoribonuclease 1
Exons: 7
Coding region: 357-1382 (341 amino acids)
Biological process (GO): exonucleolytic trimming to generate mature 3'-end of 5.8S rRNA from tricistronic rRNA transcript (SSU-rRNA, 5.8S rRNA, LSU-rRNA)
Cellular component (GO): cytoplasm; nucleolus
Molecular function (GO): 3'-5'-RNA exonuclease activity; nucleic acid binding
Source: RefSeq, a predicted model, not a curated record
CGAGCUCAGUUUCUGCUUUUGGCGCAAAGCGGAAGUGGUCAUAAGUGUUUGUUGUGUGUAUCGAAGAAGAAGUUUGAUAUCGCGGCGGAGAUUUUAAAACUGAGUUCGUCUUGUAGCUUUGAAAUUACAGAAUUUUGCUCUUCUUUUUUGAAAUAAACAGCGUUCAAAAAAAGUUACUGAUUUAAAUCAGUUCCUUCUGACGUCGAAAAGGUUGAAGCGAGAGCGGACUCACUCCUUAGCUAAUGUUAGCAUGUCCGGCUAGUCGAAGCUAUUUUUGUGUCUUCCUUCCACGAUUUUUUUUUUUGUCUUUUUGAUGUUUUGUUAUUUUAGAUAAACGUUGAUUUUUUUUUGUGUAAAUGGAGGAACAAAAGGAGAACAUUCACACGAAAGACCUCAACGUGCAAAUGUCGAAGGCAAAGGAAGACGAGAAGGAGAAAGCCGGCACCAAAAAGAGUCCUGACGGAGAGUCUGAUCCUCCAGAGUCGCCCUCACAGCCCAACGGUGACUUCAGCCAUCCGGUCUACAAAGAGAUCGCUUUGGCAAACGGACACAUCAACCGCAUGUCCAAGAGGGAGCUGCAGGUCAAACUGGCCGAGCUGAAGCUGGACACCAGAGGCGUGAAGGACGUGAUGAAGAAGAGGCUGAAGAGCCACUACAGGAAGCAGAAGCUGAUGACGUCGGCAGCAGAGGGAGGCCCCACCGACACCUACUACGACUACAUCUGUGUGGUGGACUUUGAGGCGACGUGUGAGGAGGAUAAUCCCUCAGACUUCCUCCAUGAAAUCAUCGAGUUCCCCAUGGUUCUCAUCAACACUCACACCCUGCAGAUCGUGGACUCGUUUCAGUCGUACGUGAAACCAGAGUUGAACCCCAAACUCUCCGACUUCUGCGUCACGUUAACGGGAAUCACUCAGAAAAUGGUGGACGAAGCCGAUCCGUUCCCUGACGUCCUGCAGCGGGUCGUGACUUGGCUUCAGGAGAGAGAUCUGGGGACCAAACACAAAUACGCCAUUCUGACAGACGGGUCCUGGGACAUGAGCAAGUUCCUCAACAUCCAGUGUCGGGUCAGCCGCAUCCGGUAUCCUCAGUUUGCAAAGAAGUGGAUAAACAUCAGGAAAUCCUACGGCAACUUCUACAAGCUGCCGCGCUCGCAGACGAAGCUGAGCACCAUGCUGGAGAAGCUGGGCAUGAAGUACGAGGGCCGCCCUCACUGCGGCCUGGACGACUCGCGCAACAUCGCCCGCAUCGCCGUGCGCAUGCUGCAGGACGGGUGUCAGCUGCGCGUCAACGAGCGCAUGCACGCUGGCCAGCUGCUGUCCGUGCCCAGCUCGGCGCCGGUGGAAGGAGCCCCCCCACCCCACAACCCCGGCAGCAGAAACUAGAAUCACGGCGGGGUAGCGGUCCACCCGCGGCGGAGAGAGCACUUUACCGGGAGCCCAAAGCGCCGUGACCUCCGGAGUUCAGACGGAGCCGGUUUAAGAGGUUCAGCAGCGUCCUCCUGCCUUAUGAAGCUGCAUCUUCUGUCCGGAAAACGCUGCUUCACUCAAACAUAUCAGUGUUCUGAUCUCACAUGAACGCUCGGAUGCUGCUCUCCAUCGAGUUUCUGAGAAAAUGAAAAUAAUGUGGAUUUAAGCUUCAGAAAUGAGGCAACACUGGAGAAAAUGAAUCAUUAGACCUUAAAUGGGAACAUCUUUAAAAAUCACUUUCUAACAGAAACACAUUAAAGAUGCGUCAAAGAUUAUCUGAUUUUUUUCAGUCGAUAGGAAAUCUUUGCAGAGUCGAUUUGUCGCCGUUCUUUCAGAAAUUUCGCCAUUUAAAGCAGCAGAGAAUCUUCAUGGUGCGUUCAGUGACUUAAAUAAAAACGAAUUUUCAUUAUUUCUGCUUAACGCAGACGUUUUUAUUCAAGUGUAAAAAAAAAAAA